AUGCAAGUCCUUCUCUUAUCCAGUUUCCUCCUGGCCGGUCUAAGCCAAGCACUAUGGCCAGAACCAGAACAGUAUACCCAUGGGAACGAGGUGGUGUGGUUGUCACCAGACGUGCAUUUUGCUUACCACCCAAGGGGCUCGUCAGGAAACGCAACAGUUUCCAAAAGGCUUCAGUAUGUGGUGCGGUCAGAACUUCAGAGAAACUCCAGUCACAGUCCAGCGGCACCGGUUGAGGACAUAGUCAAGAAAGCCAUCCAGCGAACUACGAAGCAGCUUCAGACCAUGAAGUUUGUACCCUGGAAAUUUCACCCUCGCAACCGGGCUUUUGAACCAUCACCACAAGCUAGCAAGCGAAUCAUUAGGGAGGUUGUCAUCAGCGAGCAAUCAUUAGGAGGCAAUAGAAGCCAUGUUCGGGAUUUCAUUCAUGGCGAUGAAAGCUAUCAAAUCAAGAUAACUGGGGACGGAAGUGCGAGUAUCUCGACAAAGUCGCCGAUCGGAACACUGCGCGCUUUGCAAACCUUCGCUCAGCUCUUUUACGCACAUUCGUCUGGCUCCGGUAAAUAUUCCCCAUAUGCCCCAAUAGCCAUCUCAGAUAAACCCAAAUGGCCCCAUCGAGGCCUCAAUCUCGACAUUGCGCGGAACCCUAUCACCCCUGGUGAUGUUAAGAGGACAAUCGAUGCCAUGGAGUCUGCGAAACUGAACAGACUUCAUAUUCACGCGACCGAUACCCAAUCCUGGCCGCUAGAAAUCCCGUCAGUUCCUGCGUUGGCAGCCAAAGGUGCUUACCACUCCAGUCUAAUCUGGUCAGCAAAGGACCUGCAAGAGGUACAGCAAUAUGCCACUGAAAGAGGCGUGUCAGCAUUCCUGGAGAUCGACAUGCCGGGCCAUACGGGAUCUAUAGGGUAUGCUUUUCCAGAAUUAGUUGUUGCCUCUGGGGAGAAUUUGUGGGAGAAGUAUGCACAACAGCCGCCGUCCGGGCAGAUAAAACUGAACUCAUCCGCCGCUAGAGAGCUUGUCGACAAAGUGAUGGAUGAUAUCCUACCUCGUGUAUCUCCCUUUACCAAGUAUUUCCAUAUCGGAGGGGACGAGUUCAAUCUUGAAAGCUACAUGUUGGAAAAAUCCAUAAGUUCUAGCCAGAGGACUGUGCUUAAGCCUCUAGUACAGAGUUUGAUCACCCGGGUAUGUGAGAAACUCGCGAAGGCAGGAUUGAUACCAAUAGUUUGGGAAGAGCUUGUCGUGGACUGGGAUUUAUCUUUCCCGCCUCAGUCUUCAGAGUCAGGAAACAACACAGUGAUUGUACAGGCGUGGCGAAACUCCCGAGCCAUCAGAAGGGUCCUCGAUAGGGGAUAUCGUACUCUUUUUGGCACCAGCGACUUCUGGUAUCUCGAUUGUGGCGUUGGGAUUUACCUCAAUCCUCGGAACGGCUCUGAAAUUAUUAGGCCACCGUAUACCGACUGGUGCUCGCCGACCAAAAACUGGCGACACAUGUACAUGCACGACCCUUUACUGGGCAUACAAGAAAAACUACAGCCUCUCAUCGAAGGCGGCGAGACACAUAUGUGGAGUGAGAACGUCGACCCAGUGAACAUGGACCAACUGAUCUGGCCACGGGCCGCCGCAGCAGCUGAGGUUCUUUGGAAAGGGCCACGAACUCGAUUUGAUAUCAAAGGGGCAUCGUUUCGGCUAGGGGAAUGGCGGGAGCGGGCAGUGGUCGACAGGAAAAUUGGGGCGGGCCUUGUACAGAUGACAUACUGCCUGAUGCAGGAGGGGAGCUGUGAGCGCUGA
Molecule: messenger RNA, 1785 nt
Organism: Ophidiomyces ophidiicola
Lineage: Eukaryota; Fungi; Ascomycota; Eurotiomycetes; Onygenales; Onygenaceae
Product: Glucosamine-6-phosphate isomerase (Glucosamine-6-phosphate deaminase) (GNPDA) (GlcN6P deaminase)
Exons: 1
Coding region: 1-1785 (594 amino acids)
Biological process (GO): glycosaminoglycan metabolic process; carbohydrate metabolic process
Cellular component (GO): membrane
Molecular function (GO): beta-N-acetylhexosaminidase activity
Source: RefSeq, a predicted model, not a curated record